ACCAUGGAGAGUGCUUGCUGUUGGAAUAUAUUUUUUAUUACGAUAUUCUCGUGUUAACUUUGUGAUAUUUUCUUUUUUUAGUAUGUACAUUGUAAUAGUAAAGUUUGUUUUAUUAUUAAAGACGAUGAAUUUGCGUCACAUUAUUAUCAUUCGUUAAAAAGAAGAGAAAUUUCAUUUUUCUAACAAAUUGUUUUAUAAAUAUUUCAGAAUGAAUGGAGGAAUGGAGCAUAGAACUCCAGGUCAUAAUGCUGUGCUUCACAAAGCACCUAAAAACUAUAAAUUGCUCAUGGAUCCGUGCCUUGUUAAAGGAGCAACAAAAUUGUACAGAUAUGAUGGUUGUGUGCCUGGAGACGCCAGUUAUCCUCCGGUUCAGUGCAGAGAUCCCAGGUCGCAGCUAUCAAGAAUAUGGAAUAAGAUAGAAUCAGCAGAUUUGCCAAUUCCUAGGUUUAAGAUAGAUAAAAAUUACGUAGGCGUACCUCCUCAAGUAGAAAUUACAAUCGGGAAUUUAAACGACAACAUAGAUAAGGCGUUUUUGUCAGACAUGAUGAAUAAAGUUGGACCAUAUGAAGAAUUGACAAUAUUUUACCAUCCCGUUACUCAUAGACAUUUAGGUUUUGCAAGAAUUGUAUUUCAAGAUGUGCAGUAUUCUAAAAUAUGCAUUGAAAAAUACAAUGGAAAAUCAGUCAUGGGUCAGGUGCUGGAGGUAUUUCACGACCCAUUUGGUAAGAAAUGUCAGGAAAUGUUUGAGGAUAAGACAAUGGAUAGAAAGGCUCAGCCAGUUGCAACAUCAACUUCGAAACUGUUAAUACCGGAAGAUGGUCGCUUGCCCAAGACGGAAGUGCUAAGUAAAAGACUUGAAGAUACCAAGUUGACUGAUAAGGUACAGGAGGGAUACUCCAGAUACAAGGAGGAACACAGUGAUAGUAACACGCGCUGGUCUGAUGAGGAGCGGGAGUACAGACAUAGACAUCGCAGCCGCAGUGAGCGGGACAGAGAUAGAGAUGGUGAUAGAGACAGAGAUAGAGAUAAGGAACGGCAUAGAGAGCGAUACGCGCGUAAUACGAGCGACAACGAGACAGCGUAUGCGGCAUCGAAUCACGGAUCUAGCCACGCCCCCACACCUACGCCGAGUCAUACCGCAACGCACACCGCACCGCUCGCCGCACCGCACACAGCAACGCAUACCGCAACGCACGCCGCAACGCACACCGCACCGCACGUCAGCCACCCAGCCGCAAUGCCGCCCGCCCUGCCCACUGAAGUGCCUUACACACCCACAGGACCGUUACCCUAUGACCCCUACUAUCAUCAACAAAGCUACGCCUAUGGUUAUGGAGCGAGUCCUGCGCCGGGGGCGAGCGGUAUGUGGUGGGAUUGGAGACAUCCUCACCACCCCUCGCAUCAUCAUACACCACACUCGGAGAGGCGGUCGGAGUCGUGGCCGACGCCCACAGCGACCGGCAAGCGCUCCCCGGAACCCAAGCCCAAGAAGACUAAGGAAAAGGAGUUGCCAGUGGAGCCUAAGAGUAUAGAAACGGUGGAGCCCCCGCCUCCGGGGGUGGGUAGUGAGGGGGCGCCUGAACCAAAACCUCCCCCACCAGCUGAAGAGCCGAAAAAUGUUGAUCUCGACACUAGGAUCGCGAUGUUGCUCUCCGGCGCGAGCGCGGGCGGAGGACUUGCGCCUCCUUUCCUCUCGCUUGGCAUAUCCUCGGAGGAAGAAGAUGAUGAGCGUCUGCCCGUCAACAUACCGGACCUGGACACGCACCAACCACCAUCUGAUGAUGAAGGAUCAGAGAGUGAAGACAGAGAGAGUAUAUUAUCAUUGAACUCAAAGAAGGAUGUGAACCCAGAGCCGCUGUCGACCACACCCUCGCCCUUCCUAAACAGGGACUACUACCUCGAGUGCCUACAGGACACUAUUGAAAGGAGAAUUAAAGAAGAAGAACGUAAGAAGUUACUAAGCGUGGAGAUGGGAGAUAAAUUGGGAUCAGAUAUAUCGUCGUCUGAGGAUGAGUUGCUGACCGGCGAGGAGCGGCGCCGCUCACCCGCUCCCGCGCCUGCCUCCGCUUCCGCCUCUGCUGCUCCCUCCGCCUCCGCCUCCGCUCACGCCUCCGAUAAAGACAAAGAUAACCUUGAUGAUGACCAGAUGUCGCUGUCAUCUCUAUCAUCGACGGAGGCUAAAAUAGAGGAACAGGUGCCGGUGGAGGGAUACUUUUACCCCGCGCCCCCGCACCCGCACACCGCGCAGCCACACCCACAUGCGCACGCGCAUCCGCACUACUACCAGCACAUGUGGCCGCCUACAGCGUACCAUCCGCCGGCGUACCCGGGGGCGGGGCCGGGGGCAGAGAUGGCGUUGGCGUACGGCGGCGGCUACCCCGCGCCCGUGAUGCCCCACCACUACCCACACCACGCCUACCCCCAGCCCGCACAACACGCACAGGAGUUAGACAACCCUUACUUCUCAACAAUAAAUAGGGUGAUAGAUCGCGUCACGACGGAAUUAAAGCAAAUACUAAAGAAGGAUUUUAACAAGAAGAUGAUUGAAAGCACAGCGUUCAAGAGUUUCGAAGUAUGGUGGGACGAGCAGAGCCGGAAAGUGCGAGCGCCCAAGACAAAGGAGGAGGCGGGCCAGCCGUUACAGGAUAUCUCAAAUAAGAAAGAAGAGACAGUGGAUUCCAUAAAGUCUAUAAUGGAGUCUAGAGACCUAGGUCUAGAACUAGGUGGGUACGGUGUCGGUAUUGGCCUAGGUCUCCGUGCCACAAUACCUAAAAUGCCUAGCUUCAGACGCAAGAGGAAAAUACCUUCGCCAGUUGUUAUGGAUGAAGACUCUUCAAAACGUCUUAGUGAUCAGGAAGAAAUGGUGCAGAACUCUGACGAGGAGAAGGAAGUUCCCACCAGUCCGAGGAGUAGGACGACUGGUUCUUAUCUCUCAACCAGCAGGAGACGGCAAUCCAGUAGUUCGUCCAGGUCAUCAUCAUCAUCAUCAUCUCGGUCGUCAUCAUCAGACUCUGUGUCUGCGGGCAAGGGUGCUGCGAUUCGCAUCUACUCUGAUUCCGACGAUGAUUCCGAACUUGAUGAGUCUCAGUUCAAGGUUGUGGCUAAUAAUAAGGAAAGGCUUAGAAGGGUCUACUCAUCGUCUUCAGACAGCGAAGAGGAACAGAGCAGGAGAGAAAAAACUCCAAUACCGCCUGUGGAGAUGGACGAGGCGGGCGAGGAGUUAGCACCGAGCUCUGAGCGGCUCGGCUCACCAAUACUCUCGCCGGAGGAGGAACCUCGUGACUUACUUCUCGAUCGGGUCUACUCUGACUCAGAAGAGGAGAGAGAAUACCAGGAAAGAAGAAGAAGAAAUACAGAAUACAUGGAGCAGAUCGAAAGGGAGUUCCUAGAAGAACAGAGAAGAAAGUUGGAAGGCGACACGAGGCCAGACAAACCGCCUGAUGAUGGUAAAUUAGACAAUAAGGCAGAAGAAAGAAGUAGUCCAUUGAAGAAUCAUUUGAAAUCACCUGAAAAAAGUAAAAAGGCGGACGUGGAAGAGGGAGAGAUCACGUCAGAUGAGGAGCCGCUUGAGGUUCGGCGGAAGAAGGAGAAGAAACAGAAGAAGAAAGAAGAUAAGAGACAGAGAUUGGUGUCUGUUAGUGAUGAACAUAGUUACACGGAAUCUGGCAUCGGUCUCAAUGGUGUUAAAGAUACAAGCUGUGCGUUGUCGGAGACUUCCUCGCCGCAAUCCCAGGCGUCUCAAGCAUCGCAAGCAUCACAAGUCGCGCUCGACCACUCCUACUGCCGCCCGCCGCCUGACCUGCAGCCUGCCACGCCCACCACACCAACCACGCCCACACGUCUCUCAAACCAUCUGCACCACGACCAUGGGUACACCUGGAUGGCGGAACCGAAGAGCGAGACGCAACAGGAAGAAAUCAAGCCUAAGAAAGAGAAAAGACCUUACAAACGCAAGCAUGAGACCAAGAAGUUGGCGGAGAUACAAAACAAAUUACACGAGACGGUGGAAAGCGGUGCGUCAAGUCCCGAAGCGGUAUCACGGGGUAUGACGUUCCCGGCGCGCGACAUGAUGGCGGAGAUGCAAGUGAUGUACGAGUUCCUGACACGUGGCGUGGACCGCGAGGACGUACGUCUGCUGCGGCGCGCGUACGAGGCGCUACUGGCGGAGGACGCGCACGGCUACUGGCUCAAUGACACGCACUGGGUCGACCACCCCCCCACUGACGUCGUGUACGCCCCGCCCCCCCGCAAGAAGUACAAGCGUCAACCCAACAUGUAUGAAGACCUGCAGGGCCACUCUAGCGGUGCAGCACGUACUGAGGGCUACUACAAGAUGGAGGCGCGGCUGAAGGCCAAGUACAAGUACCAUCACGGGCGCGGAGCCGCGGGUGAUGACAAGCGUCCCAGCAAGAUGCAGCUCUCCCGCGAGGCGCGCUCCAACCAGCGCAGGCUGCUCACUGCAUUCGGUACUGAUACGGACUCGGAUCUGCUCAAGUUCAAUCAGCUAAAGUUCAGAAAGAAGCAGCUGAAGUUCGCCAAGUCUGGUAUACACGACUGGGGCCUGUUCGCACAGGAGCCGAUAGCUGCAGACGAGAUGGUGAUAGAAUACGUGGGUCAGAUGAUCCGGCCGAUAGUUGCGGAUGUACGCGAGGCUCAGUACGAGGCGACAGGCAUCGGCAGCUCAUACCUGUUCCGUAUAGACCUCGACACUAUCAUAGAUGCAACCAAGUGCGGCAACCUCGCGCGAUUCAUCAACCACAGCUGCAAUCCAAAUUGUUACGCAAAGAUAAUAACGAUAGAGUCUCAGAAGAAAAUCGUGAUAUAUUCAAAGCAACCUAUAGGAGUAGACGAGGAGAUCACUUACGACUACAAGUUCCCUCUAGAAGACGAGAAGAUACCCUGUCUGUGUGGCGCGCCUCAGUGCAGGGGCUUCCUCAACUAAACCACGCCCCUCGCCCCGCCCCUCGCCACGCCCCGCACAGGGGAUGAGACAAAUCGGACAGGAAACGAGACAGUGCACAAAGGAAUCCUUAAUGUCAGUGCUUCUUGGAUUUUUUAUGUUGGACAUGUGUAAAAUCUUUUGGUUCAGUGUUUUUUUUUAAAGCUUUAGUUAUAAUUUUUCUUAUUGAAAUUCGUUAAUACGCUUUUUAAGUAAUUAUGAAGACUAAUUAAUUUAUUGGAAAGUAAGAUUCAUAUCAAAUACAAUUCGAAUCGUUUACUCUUUUUUGGGAAAGCUAAGGGAAUAUUUUAACAAUACGCUGAUAAUUUAAUAACUGUUCUUAUGAGAAAUAUUAUUUUUAUUGGCACCAUUUUUAAGGAGUUUGUUAAAUAAAAGCACAAUGUAAAUAAUGAAAUAGUUAUCAAAGAAAAUGGUGGUGGAAAGCAGUGACUGUUUUUUUCAAUGUGUCAUUAUCAUUAUGUCGCUUUGAAUUCGAAUUAGUAUAAGAAAGUCACUGGAUGGCUCAAUAUUGAUGUAAUAGAAACAAAAUGUUGCCUAACAUCGAUGGAAAUUAGGUCUAUACAGAUUGAAACUAGAUAAUAGACAUUCACAGACUUUGGUGGUAAAAAUUGUGGUCUUAUUUUUAAUACUUUAUAGUACUCAUCAUGAAUUAAUAUGUGAAAUUAGCAAUAGUGUUUUGUCUCUUUCGCACUUAUUGUCUCGUAAGCAUCUAUCUCGCUCAUAUUGUAAAAUGACAAGUCUGUGAUGGAGACGAUACGUUUUGUCUCUUUCUCACCUGUGUUCGUGGUUAUAUAUCUGUCUCGUUCACUUUCUGAAAUGUUUAAACUGUGUUUGGAGCUAAAUUCAUACAGUUUCGUGAUGAGUAUUCAACAAACAGGAAUGAAAUAUUUAUUAAAUCUUGUUCCGUAUGAAUUAAAAAUGGCGAUGUGUAGACCAAAAUAUUACUAUAAAGUUCUAUGACGGAAUUCAAAGAACUGUCCUGUAGACCAAAAAUGUGUCGCAAGAUCCUUGUCUUAUUUUCUUGUAAUGUUUGUUCUUUUAUUAUAUUUUCUAUGUUUAUGUAGGAAUCUUGUGAUACUUUUUGAGAUAGACAGAGGGCGCUAGUGGUCUGUCAUAAUUUAGUUUGACUUAUGGCCAUAGUGGGCAUAAGUCAAACUAAAUUAUGACGGAUUAAGUCGGAUUGUGACAAAGGUUCUUACCGAAGAUUUGUAAUACAGUGACACUUGUAAUGAGACUAUUAUGUAUUAAUACAGAAGAGAAGAGAAGUAAUACAGAAUUAUUCCGGUAAUACUAUUACUGCAGUAAUUCUACGGUAAUAUAAUGUAAUCUCAAAAGAGGCAAGGUUGUAUGUAAUUAUUAAAUUAUGUAAUAUUUCGCAAGGUAGAGUCGAUUUGCAAUUUUGAUAAAUUUUUUUUAUAAAAUUUGCAAAGUGAAGAUUAAGUGCCGCAUUCAGUUAUUUAAUGGUUAAACAAUUGCUUGGUGUUAAACUAAAGGAGAUCCUUAGUGGACAUUUAAUGACUAAUUGCGGUAGUAUCUGUUGUUUAGUCAGUCUGUCUAGAAUCUAGAUUUUGUCAAAUAGCUCUUCCUAUAAAGCGAUGUUUACGACAAAUUCUGACGAAUGUAUAUUUAAUAUAAAUUUAUAACAUUUUUUUAUGUAUUGAAAAUAUGAAUUUGUCUGUAUGUAUGUAUGGAACGUGUCUAGUAUGAUAAAAUCCCAGUGUAAUUUGACUAAAUCAGUUCUUGAAAUGUAAUCAAUUGUUGCUAAACUUGACUGAAUCUAAGAUAAUUUACUAGGUAAGUGUGUUUUUAUUGUCUUAAAACUUGUAUAAAAACAUAGUCAAGUCAUGUUAAGAGUUGGACAGAUCGGACAACCAAUCGGCCCAAUAUGAAUUUUCCUUUCCCAUUGGACCGAUUUAAUUCAUAAAAAGACCCAUUGCUUUCAUUAAUAAAAGUAGAGAAAAUAUUUUUUUUAUACAAGUUUUAUAAUAGUUUAAUUACACAGUAAUCUUAAGUUGCUGAUACAAAAACAUAUUGAUGUCUCAAUUUUUUAAAGGAAAAUGAAAGAGAUGACGAUAUGUUUCUGUUAAUGUUUCGGCAGUGUAAACAUCGGACAUAAUGCUGUAUAAUUUCUUGUACAUUAUAUCUUUGUGAAUAUUAAAAAUAUAGUUCUGCUUGUCAGAUUUUAGUACAUGUUGUAAGUACAUGGCAUUGUUUGAUAUCGGAGUGUUCUGUCUGUAACUUCAGUGUCCUGUCUACAUUAUAAAUUUAAUCUCUGUGAGAGAUGCUCUGUGAUGGGAUAUCAAAUGUAUACCAGACUCUGAUCUUCACCUAAUGUAAUGUAAAAUGUAAUAAGAUUGUAAAUAAACGAUUCCAAGAAUA
Molecule: messenger RNA, 7339 nt
Organism: Papilio xuthus (Asian swallowtail)
Lineage: Eukaryota; Metazoa; Arthropoda; Insecta; Lepidoptera; Papilionidae
Gene: Set1
Product: SET domain containing 1
Exons: 28
Coding region: 209-4942 (1577 amino acids)
Cellular component (GO): Set1C/COMPASS complex
Molecular function (GO): RNA binding; protein binding; histone H3K4 methyltransferase activity
Source: RefSeq, a predicted model, not a curated record